Messenger RNA from Bacillus rossius redtenbacheri, 1690 nucleotides. RefSeq names its product GTP-binding protein 128up (gene 128up). Lineage: Eukaryota; Metazoa; Arthropoda; Insecta; Phasmatodea; Bacillidae. Gene Ontology annotation, biological process: cytoplasmic translation. The transcript has 8 exons. The coding region runs from base 150 to 1253 and encodes 367 amino acids. Gene Ontology annotation, molecular function: GTPase activity; GTP binding. The record is from RefSeq and is a predicted model, not a curated record. Gene Ontology annotation, cellular component: cytoplasm.
GUUGCACUGUGACCGGGACAAAAAAAUUGCAAGUGCAAAAAAAAACAGUGGCAAGAAAAUAAAGCAACGAAGAAUAUUUGGAAAGUGUUCAAUAAUAAAUAUUAUUUGACUUCGUUUAGUCUUAACUGAUAGUGUACAUCACAUCAAAUAUGAGUACAAUACUUGAUAAAAUAGCUGCAAUUGAAUCCGAGAUGGCGCGGACUCAAAAGAACAAAGCAACAGCGGGCCACCUUGGUUUGUUAAAAGCUCGGUUGGCCAAGUUAAGGCGGGAGCUGAUAACCCCAAAAGGAGGUGGUGGAGGCCCUGGGGAGGGGUUUGAUGUAGCAAAAACUGGUGAUGCUAGGAUUGGAUUUGUGGGGUUUCCAUCAGUCGGCAAAUCCACUCUCUUGAGCAAACUGGCGGGCGUGUAUUCUGAAGUAGCAGCGUAUGAGUUCACAACACUAACCACUGUGCCAGGCUGCAUCAAGUACAAAGGAGCCAAAAUACAACUUCUGGACCUGCCUGGCAUCAUUGAAGGGGCCAAGGACGGGAAGGGCAGAGGCCGGCAGGUCAUAGCAGUGGCUCGUACUUGCAGCCUCAUCUUCAUUGUUCUGGAUGUCCUGAAGCCCCUCCAGCACAAGAAGCUGAUAGAGCACGAGCUGGAGGGGUUUGGCUUGCGGCUGAACAAGCAGCCGCCCAACAUUGUGUUCCGCAAGAAAGACAAAGGUGGAGUUAAUCUGCAGACCAUGGUCCCACAGACUGAAUUGGAUUUGGACACUACUAAGAGUAUUCUUUCCGAGUAUCGCAUCCACAAUGCUGACAUCACACUAAGGUACGAUGCUACAAGCGACGACCUAAUUGAUGUCAUUGAAGGAAAUCGUAUCUAUGUACCCUGCAUAUACCUCCUCAACAAGAUUGAUCAGAUAAGCAUAGAAGAACUAGACAUUAUUUAUAAAAUUCCACAUUGUGUUCCAAUUUCUGCUCAUCACAAAUGGAAUUUUGAUGACCUUUUAGAAAAAAUGUGGGAGUAUCUGAAGCUGAUUCGAAUCUAUACUAAACCAAAAGGACAGCUACCAGAUUAUCAGUCGCCAGUGGUUCUACAUUCAGAUAGAGUUUCAGUUGAAGAUUUCUGCAACAAACUUCAUCGUUCAAUCGCAAAGGAGUUCAAAUAUGCGUUGGUUUGGGGGUCAUCUGUAAAGCAUCAACCUCAGAAGGUUGGAAAAGAUCAUAUACUUCAUGAUGAAGAUGUUGUGCAAAUUGUGAAGAAAGUUUAGUUGGCUUGAAACUUAAUUGAAAAAAAAUUUAAUUCAUUCUGCCACAUGAACUGUUUUUGUUGUGAAACACGUAAAACAAAAGGUUGCUAACUUUUUACUGUCUUUUAAGUGGGCAAAGUACUAAUGUGAAUAAGUGCUGGUAGACAAUAUUUUACUAAAGAAAAAUUUUUAUACAAUAUUUCUAUGUUAAAACUAGUAAUAAUUGUAAAUAUUGAAUUACAUUUCAGUUGCAUAUUGUUUUAGAUAAGCAUACUGUCAAGUAACCUGCAUCAUACUUAUCAGAAUACGUUUUUGUAAAUUGUAAGAAGUAAAUGGAUCCGUGUGUGUUUUUCUCCUUUAUCUUUUGCUUUAGACAUUUUGUUUUGAACUGAUCCUGCUGUGCUGGAUUGAUAAUGAACUGUUUUAUUUCAAUAAACUAUUUUGGUUUUGCACUGUUA